Messenger RNA from Drosophila takahashii, 561 nucleotides. Lineage: Eukaryota; Metazoa; Arthropoda; Insecta; Diptera; Drosophilidae. The record is from RefSeq and is a predicted model, not a curated record.
UGUAAAGUAACAGGAAAGAGAGAAGCACCGAGAAAAGCAGCUGAAAUGAGUGACCUACCAGUGGUGAAGUGUAGUAGUACGUAGAAUCACUGCAGCCUAGAGAUCCCUCGCUCAAGCCAAUGUCUGACCUCAGCUAUGAACAACCUUAGCCAGAGAUCGCCCUAUAGCCAGAUUGGAAUGGGGGCUGCAGGCGGCUUUCUCACCGGCUUUGUGCUCCUCAAGGCGAGUAAAAUGGUGGCCGUGGCGGCGGGCGGCACCAUUCUGGCGAUCGAGCUCGCACUGGAGGCGGGCCUCGUCAGGCUGGAUAUCCUCAAGAUAGUGUCUCAGGCGGAGCAGGAUCAGCUACGAGGGCAGCUGCAGGUCGUCGGUGAAGGGGUCAACCUGUCCCGCGUUCAAGAACUUGGGGAUAAGGCCAGGAAAGCGUGUGCUACCAGCGGUCGUCUGUGUGUGGCCUUCUUGGGCGGCUUUCUACUCGGCUUUGGCUGGGCUUAACUAAUGCAAAUUAGCCACGCUACUCGAAAAGUACAUAUAUUUAAAUUGUAAACCAAAGUUACCACCUGU